UAAAUCAGCACCAGUUUGUUAUUAGACACAUUUUUCCAAAAAAAUAUUUGGUUUUAAAGGGAUUUCGUAAAUGUUAAAAAUCGAGAUUAAGUGGCUCAAAGUCAUGCAGUGUGAAUAGUUGGUGAGUUUCUCUAUAUUUUUAUUUACUUUUUGUCUUCAUCUCCUGAUUAAAAAAAUAUAUCGGAUAGUAAGUUUAGGUAAAAUGGCAUUUUUCUAUUUGCUGUCCAUGUGCUGUACAGGCAGUGUCUGUUUCUGGUGUGGUUUUUCCUCAAUACUGUGUCUGUUUACACUCAUGUCUUUAUUUAUAUGUGUAGAUUUAAUAUAUGCUCUUUAAAAUCGAGCUUGUUCUCUUUUAAAUUCUACGAGAAUGUUUGUUUGAUCCAGGCUUUUGAUAUUGUUAAGACAUUUCAUGUGUUGUAUAUCCACGUUUUGGCAUUUAUUGUCAGAGUUAUUAGAGUUUCCUAAUUGAACUCUGUCUUGCUGUUUACCAGUGCCACCGCUGACAUUGUUUCUCCACUCUGUUCAUAUGAUGUCAUAUAACUGACGUCACAGUUCGACAACAGAUGAUGUUGAGCGGUUUCUUCACAUGUUUGUCUGGUUAUAUUCACCAUGAUUCAGUCAUUUGCGUUGUCUUGUACAAGUAUAUUAUUUAUAGAUUGGUCAAAUUUGUGUUCUUGUGAUCUGGAAGGACAUCAUGCGCACACGAGAAUGUUUUCUUUAGAAAAAAAUGCGAAUGGACUGGGUUUACAGAUUAGAUGUGUAUAGGUAUGUAAUUUAAUUUACUGCUUUCACGAACAACAGACCCUUAAAAAAAGCAACAUCACGAGGCUCAUUCAAGUGCUUUUAGACAAACGAACAUUUGCGAGGUUCAAUUUAAAGUCUGAAAUAUAGAUCGAUAAAAUAGUCUAAUUUUUAGAUUUUCUGCUCAUGUAUGAUCAAUUGUAAGUCAUGUAUCAUGUUUCACGAUUCGUGUUACUAUUGAGUUUUUCAUUAUUUUUAGUCCUUAUUCUUUCAUUUUAAAGAGUUUACAGUUAGUCUAUGGUGACAUUUAAAGAAAUAAAUAAGAAACUGACUUGUUCUAACAACUUGUUUUAUCAAAUGCAUUUUUAUCGUUUUUUUUUUUUUUCUUUCUUUUUUUUUCUAACAUCACUUUGUGUGGCAUUCGGAUGUUUGUAAUAGACUCUGACAAAAUGUUGCUUUUUUAUGUAAUUUUGCGUUUUUCUCAUUUAUGUCUCUUAUGUGAAUGUGGCUUAUGAAGACAAUUACAUUCUGAUGUCGAUAUUUUUAAAUGCAAUUUAAGUAGAAAUGGAAUUUGCAUUGAGCAGGUUUUAUUUUUGCUGUCCAUGGUGCUGCAUCAGCAUUAUUCUUGGUAUUAGGAUUUUUUUGCUCCUAAAUAACGUAGCCCUCUAUACCACUGUAUUCUUUCUUUCUUUUUGUAUAAGUACCUUAAUUGUAGUGGGUGUUUUUUAAUCUCCCAAUCUUCAGUGAAUGUCGUUGCUUGUUCUUGAUUCUCAAAAUACUUCAGUAUAUGCCAAGUUCGGUGUAUAUUCCAGCACUUAAUCCUAUCAGAGAUAUGAAUGUCAUGCAGUUUCUUACUUUAACUCACAGUGUCGCUGUUCACCUGCAAAACCAUGUGUGUGUUCAGUACACAUCUCUCCACCCUGAUUCUGAUGUCAUACACAGGGCUUUGAGCUCGCCUCAUUAUAGAAAAUCGUCGACGGAGACUGCCUCAUAUACUGUACUUCUGUCUACAUUUCUAAAUUUAGAUUUACAUUUAUGUUCACGUUUUACAUGUACAUUGUUGUGUUCCUGGAUUUAAUUUCUUAGGCAUUUCAAACGUUCUUCUUUGCUGUCGAGAUGUUUGGUCUUUUGUUCUUCGUGCUGAUCAUGGCGCACACCGCUUAUGGAGACGUGAGCUAUUCUUUCCCGGAGGAGAUGAAACGCGGAUCUGUGAUUGGAAAUAUAGCAAAGGAUCUCGGACUCGAUGUGAACAGACUGUCAUCUCGUAAGGCUCGCAUUGAUACUGAAGGUAACAGAAAACGAUACUGUGACAUUAAUCUGAAUACUGGAGAACUGACCGUAGCGGAGAGAAUCGACAGAGAGGAGAUCUGUGGCGACAGGGUUUCAUGUGUUUUAAAAUUUGAGUUCAUGCUAGAGGAUCCAUUAGAGCUGCACCGUGUUUCAGUUCAAAUUCAGGAUAUUAACGACAAUUCGCCUGUUUUCUCAAAGGAUUUGAUCACAUUUGAAAUUAGGGAAUCUGCUGACCGAGGUACUCGCUAUCGCUUGAAUUCGGCUCAUGAUGCUGAUGUAGGACAGAAUGCAGUUCAAAAAUACAAUCUACAAAGAAAUGAUAACUUUCAACUGGCUGUUAAUUCAAAUGUAGACGGAGAAAAGAAUUUGGAAUUACUGCUAGAGAAAGAGUUGGAUCGUGAGCAGCAGAAAGAGGUGACAUUAAUUCUCACUGCGGUAGACGGCGGGACUCCACCGAGAUCAGGUACUGUAGCCAUACACGUCACUGUGCUGGAUGCUAAUGAUAAUGCUCCAGUCUUUAGUCAGGCCGUCUAUAAAGUCAGUCUGCCUGAAAAUUCUCCUGUAGAUACUGUAGUGGUGACAGUGAGCGCUACUGAUGCUGAUGAGGGACAAAAUGGAGAAGUGACGUAUGAAUUUGGUCGUAUCUCUGACAGAGCUAGAAAGCUGUUCUCGUUAGAUCCACGUACAGGUGAUAUUCGAGUUACAGGUGCACUUGAUUUCGAAGACGAAGCGGUUUAUGAAUUACGCGUUGAAGGGAAAGAUGGAUUUGGUUUAUCCAGUGACGCUAAAGUUGUAAUUCAACUUACAGAUGUUAAUGACAAUGCUCCUGAGAUACGUUUGAAAUCUUUACGUAGUCCCGUUCCUGAGAACGCGUUACCCGGUACAGAGGUCGGCAUCAUUAAUGUUCAGGACAGAGACUCUGAGAAUAACGGACAGGUGCGCUGCUCCAUUCAGCAGAACGUCCCAUUUAAACUCGUUCCUUCGAUCAAAAAUUACUAUUCUCUGGUGACCACAGGUGAAUUAGACCGCGAGCUGCUCUCUGAUUAUAAUCUUACAAUCACUGCUACUGAUGAGGGCUCUCCGCCUUUAUCUUCCACUAAGAAUCUUCACUUGACUGUAGCUGACGUGAAUGAUAAUCCACCUGUAUUUCAGGAGCACAGUUACAGAGCUCAUGUGCAAGAAAAUAACAAACCGGGCUCCUCUAUUUGUUCAGUAUCAGCUACAGACCCGGACUGGAGACAGAAUGGCACUGUAGUUUAUUCUCUGUUGUCCUCUGAUGUCAAUGGCGCACCGGUGUCCUCCUUUCUCUCCAUUAACGGAGACACCGGGGUCAUUCAUGCCGUGAGAUCGUUUGAUUACGAACAGCUGAAAAGUUUCAAAGUGCUCGUGUUAGCCAGAGACAACGGUUCUCCUCCUCUGAGCAGUAAUGUGAGCGUGAGUGUCUUCAUAUCGGAUGAGAAUGACAACUCCCCUCAGAUAUUAUACCCCUCUCCGGAGGGAAACUCCUUCAUGACCGAGAUGGUGCCCAAAGCUGCGCAGGCGGGCUCCCUGGUCUCCAAGGUGAUCGCCGUGGACGCGGAUUCUGGCCAGAACGCGUGGCUCUCGUAUCACAUUAUUAAAGCGACUGAUCCGGGACUUUUCACUAUCGGUGUCCACAGCGGGGAGAUCAGGACGCAGCGGGACAUUUCUGAAUCUGACAGCAUGAAACAGAACCUUAUUGUGUCCGUGAGAGAUAACGGACAGCCCUCUCUCUCAGCCACGUGCGCGUUGUAUUUACUCAUAUCAGAUAACUUGGCUGAAGUUCCAGAACUGAAAGACAUGUCUCAUGACGAGAGCAGCUCCAAACUGACGUUUUAUUUGAUCAUCGCGCUGGUGUCCGUUUCCACUUUCUUCCUGACCUUCAUCAUCAUCAUCCUGGCUGUGAGGUUUUGUCGCAGGAGAAAGCCCAGACUGUUGUUUGAUGGAGCUGUAGCCAUUCCCAGCGCGUAUCUCCCUCCAAAUUACGCAGAGGUGGAGGGCGCGGGAACUCUCCGCAGCACUUACAAUUAUGACGCGUACCUGACCACGGGCUCGCGCACUAGUGACUUCAAGUUCGUCAGAUCUUAUAAUGAGGGCACACUGACUGCUGACCUGACUCUGAAAAAGACUCAGUCUGCUGUGGAUGAUCUUGAAGGGCUUGAUGCAGAAAUGAGCGACUCGUUUCAGCAAAAACCACCCAGCGGUGACUGGCGUUUCACACAGAACCAGAGGCCCGGGCCCAGUGGGGCUGCUGCCACUCCUGAGGUUGCCGUGGGAACAGGACCCUGGCCCAACCCCCCCACCGAGGCCGAGCAGCUCCAGGCGCUGAUGGCCGCUGCUAACGAGGUCAGCGAGGCGACCAACACUCUGGCCCCGGGCACCAUGGGUCUGAGCACCCGCUACAGCCCUCAGUUCACCCUGCAGCACGUCCCCGAUUACCGGCAGAACGUCUACAUCCCUGGCAGCACCGCCACUCUGACCUCCAACCAACAGCAACCCCAGCAGGCGCUGCCUCCACCGCAGGUCGCCGCCGCCGCGCAACCCGAGCCGCCCAAGGCUGCCCAGACGCCUGCCAGCAAGAAGAAAUCCACCAAGAAGGAGAAGAAGUAGAGCGCUGAGGCAUGGUAGAUACGUAGGGGUAAAAUUUAGGGAGGUUGAAAUAGCUGGACAACUCCAUCCUUUGCUGUCCUGAGGUUUGCUGGAAAAAUAUAGGGUAAAAAAAACUGUCAACGUAAACCCACUUCUCAGAUUCAUCUAACUGCUUUGCGUUUUAUUUUAUUUUCCUGCUCAAGUACUGUAAAAUCAUUUGCAUAUUAUUCUGAACCCUUUGAAAUUUCAGAUUUUCAUGCUCACGUUUGCCAAGUUUAUGCAACUUUUAAGCGACACUAUAUUCCUGCAUAUAUCUAGCCAAUAAUGUAUUUACCGUGGUCACCAUGACAUCUGGACAGAACGAGGAAAUGUAUUAUUAUAACAAUCAUGAUCUUGUUUAUACAAAGACACAGUGUCCAUUUCUGCAUUUCCUGACGUGCCCAGUAGGAUGAUGCGAUGUUUGUAAAACGCAUCAUGAUUAUUAUUACUUUUGUAAUUGUUUACUAAAAUACCACUAUGGACUUUUUUUUUUAAUUGAUUAUUUUAGGAGAAGUGUUCACAUAGAUGACAAUUCAGGUGAUUAUUGCUGCAUGCUGUUUUUUGCGCCAUAGAUAAUCGCCAUGUCACCUGACGUCUACAGACUUCUCACCAUCCGCUUUUAUUGUGUUUUCUUUCGAGUAAUCUAAGAAUGGAUUCCCCUGUGUAUCACUGAGCCAGAGAUUAGUUGUUGUUUUUGUUUUUUUAAACAUUAACUGAAUGUUUUUGGAGCAUUAGCGACGUCAGAGCCAUGACGGGAGCGUUGUGAAACCAGUUACCUGUAAGUCCAUAAGCACCUGCAGUGGAGUAUCGUCCUUAAUAUUCAGUAUUUCCAGGUCAUCCUGAAGUGUUGAAGCUCUUUAUCGGUUCUGGUUGUAAUUAGAUGAGUUAUUAACGAUGCUCGCUAUGAGUAUCUGCUGUUUUGAUGGUGACAAAACCUCCUGACAUUGAGUGGCUGACAUACGGCAGCAAUUUCCUGAUGCAAAGGCUGUUCUUUCUUUUGGCCAUGUGCAACAAGCUCAGUGAUUUCAAUAUGAAUGGAUUUAAAUUCAAUUUAGAAGGCAACUUGUGCACACCGAAUGUACAACAAGCACACGUUAAAUCCAUUAAAGAGUCAGUCGGAACUUUUGGAAAGCUGGUGUUCUAGAACUUUACUUAUGACGCAAAUAUUCCGUCCAAAUGCUGAUUCCGGAUCACUUUCGCAUUGACACGACGUUCCUUUGUAAAUAGAAAUCAGCCCUUAAAAAACACACAUGAAACCUUUUUAGAUUAUCUGCUCAAGAGGAAUGGCUUACUACUGGAAUGUCAUUUUAUUUUUUAGAAAAAAAUGCACAAAAAUAUCAAAAUGGAGUAAAAGGAAGAAAAAAAACAAACAUUUGACACUCUGUGUUACCAAUGUAGUUCUUUAGUACUAUGAAGGCCAACUAACGCACCUGUAAAUAAAGAGUUUAACUUUUACUUAUGAAAAUAAAUAGACACACUCUUAGUCUAGAAGUUGUGAUGUUAUGCAUAUAUUUUUGUGUUCAUCUUUCCUCUUUUCCUGUCACACUUUUCCAUGAAAAGACACAAAAUGGAGGACGAAUAGACCUAAAUGCCUCCGUUUAUUAAUUUUGUGAUCUCUGUUGUGCUUACAUGUGAGAAUGCUUCUUAAUGUCUAUAUGAAGAACCUGAAUAGAUCUAUUAUCUGUGUGUGUGCGUGUGUGUCUGCUGAUGCUGUAAUCCUGCUGUAACAUCGCUGAUAAAACGCUUUGAUUCCCGGCUCCUGUGUGCUACUUGCAUUUUAUAUGCUAAUAUUUAUAUUGCUGUUUUAUUUUAUUUUAUUUUUUUCUUUUCCUGACACUGACAUUUCAAAUAAAAAGUUCUCAAAUUA
Megalobrama amblycephala (Wuchang bream) is the source of this 6544-nucleotide messenger RNA. RefSeq names its product protocadherin gamma-A11-like. Gene Ontology annotation, cellular component: plasma membrane. Lineage: Eukaryota; Metazoa; Chordata; Actinopteri; Cypriniformes; Xenocyprididae. The coding region runs from base 1858 to 4659 and encodes 933 amino acids. Gene Ontology annotation, biological process: homophilic cell-cell adhesion. Gene Ontology annotation, molecular function: calcium ion binding. The transcript is spliced from 4 exons. The record is from RefSeq and is a predicted model, not a curated record.